AUGGCUGAAGCACUUCCAGAUUUCCCUGACUCUGACUUUUCAGAUGAAGAGUUGUCUCCUUUAGAGAUAUCUUUUAACAAAGCAGCUGACCAUGUUAGGAAGUUAACAAGCUCAUUAGAUAACAACCAACUUUUAGAACUUUAUGGUCUGUACAAACAAGGAACUGAAGGCAAAUGCAAUGUUCCAAAGCCUGGCUGGCUGGACGGCAGGGGUCGCAGGAAGUGGGAGGCCUGGAGAUCUCUUGGUGACUUACCCAGUGAUGAGGCUAAACAAAAGUAUAUCACCUUAGUGCAGAAGUAUGCACCAGAACUGACAGAUCUUUCUACUGAAAAAGAAUUAGGUGUGAAGGAAACCUGGAUAGCAGUGUCUUCCAUGCGCAAAUCCCCAGAGCCUGAACUAAUACAUAAUGAACUGUCUAUAUUGGAUGCGGCGCGAGAGAACUGUGCCGAGCGCGUCACGCAACUACUUGCCGAGCAUCCUGAACUUCGUCAUGAGAAGGAUGACGAUGGUCUGACCGCGCUGCACUGGGCCACUGACCGCAAUGCCACAAAGGCUUUACAAGCAGCUUUAGAUGGAGGAUGCCCAGUAGAUGCAGCAGAUGAGUGUGGUCAGACUGCUUUACAUUAUGCUGCGUCCUGUGGCCACGUGGAGUCCACCAGGAUAUUACUCAAAGCUGGUGCUUCUCUGCUAAAAGAUGAGGACGACUGUACUCCAUUGGACUUGGCUGCUGAUGAUGAAAUAAGGAAAAUUCUGGAAGGUGCUACGUAGAUUAAGUAAUGUCUGUCAUCCAUUGGUAUGCCCGUACCAGUUUUAGUUAGAAUUAAUAUUGGGUUAUUGUAGUUAUUCAUAAUAAUAAACUUUGAAUAUUU
Molecule: messenger RNA, 869 nt
Organism: Helicoverpa armigera (cotton bollworm)
Lineage: Eukaryota; Metazoa; Arthropoda; Insecta; Lepidoptera; Noctuidae
Gene: anox
Product: acyl-CoA-binding domain-containing protein 6
Exons: 1
Coding region: 1-768 (255 amino acids)
Molecular function (GO): protein binding; fatty-acyl-CoA binding
Source: RefSeq, a predicted model, not a curated record